This is a messenger RNA of Anneissia japonica, 1392 nucleotides long. RefSeq names its product 5-methyltetrahydropteroyltriglutamate--homocysteine methyltransferase-like. Lineage: Eukaryota; Metazoa; Echinodermata; Crinoidea; Comatulida; Comatulidae. The record is from RefSeq and is a predicted model, not a curated record. Gene Ontology annotation, molecular function: 5-methyltetrahydropteroyltriglutamate-homocysteine S-methyltransferase activity; zinc ion binding.
UAUUUUUAGGCCUACCCACUCCUCUUCCUAGCGAGAGUGCAGCCCGGGUGAGUGCAGGUUCUUUGCUGUAGCCGUUUUGAGAUUACAUAGGCAUAAAUGAAUAAAGUAUAGGAGAUUAGGUUGAAGUCAUAUUGUAUCCUAGGCACCCUGCAAUGGAGCGAAACGGGAUGGAAGUAGAAAAAAAAUGUACUGUAGAACUAAAUUUCUAUGAUGAGUGACAACAUAUGGGGUAAAUAACCAAUGUCACAUGAUAUGAAAUCCACCAUUCAAAUGACAAGGAUCUAUUUAGACACACAAGAGUAAUGGCAGCCAACAUUUGCCUUCAAACAACAGUGAUUGGGAGCUAUCCUAAACCGGCAUACAUGAAGCUUACUGAUUGGUUUAAAGACAACAGUGUAAAAAGAGUUACUAAAGAUUAUAGUGCAAUGAUAGCUGAAAAAGGAAUGAAUGAGCUUAUUGACAAAGCUGAGGAUGAAGUUUUGAGAGAACAAGUCGGCCUAGGGAUCAACAUUAUUACGGAUGGAGAAAUUCGGAGAGAAAAUUACAUGUAUUAUCUACUUCGCCAUUUGAAAGGUUUUGACUUCUUCAACCUAACGGACAACCAUCCAAUGCGGAACCCCAAGUACGUUCAUAGUGUUCCUACUAUCGUCAAGUACACAAUUCCCGGACCAAUGACCAUUAUUGAGAGUACCAGUAAUAAGUUUUAUUCUGAUGUGGAGAAACUGAGUGAAGCAAUUGUAUUAAUUCUUAAGAAAGUAAUAAAGGAGCUUGUUAAAGCAGGAUGCAAGCAUAUACAAAUCGAUGAACCAUUGUUUGCUCGAAUUCCUGCAAGAGCAAUAGAUUAUGGCAUCAGGCAUGCCGCAUCGUGCUUCCAAGAUGUUGGCUCAGACGUCACCAAGAUAAUCCAUAUCUGUUGCGGAUAUCCAGACCGUCUGGACCAGACAGACUAUUUGAAAGCUGAUAGGUCAUCCUAUUUGACACUUGCAGGACAUCUUGACGAAGCUGUCUUUGAUGCAGUUUCAAUUGAAGAUGCCCAUUGCCACAAUGACUUGUCGUUUCUCAAGAUGUUUACCAAGACAAGCGUGAUACUGGGUUGUGUUGCUAUUGCAAAGAGUCAAGUUGAAAGUGUCGCAGAAAUCCAGGAACGGAUUUGUGAAGCUUUGAAGUACAUACCGGCUGAACGGUUACAGAUUGCACCGGACUGUGGACUUGGGUAUCUUCCGCAUGACAUCCUGGUACAAAAAUUAACAAAUAUGGUUACAGCUGCUAAAUUGGUCAAUAUAUAAUUAAACUUGGUCAUUUUUUGUUUGUACUAAUAUUAAAAUGAAAGAAAUUUUAAUUAAUUAUUAUUAAAACAAAAUGUUAUUUCCGUAAUAAAAGAAGAAUGAUUGA